Podarcis muralis (Common wall lizard) is the source of this 1871-nucleotide messenger RNA. The record is from RefSeq and is a predicted model, not a curated record. Lineage: Eukaryota; Metazoa; Chordata; Lepidosauria; Squamata; Lacertidae.
GGAAGCCAGGAUGCUCUGCAAUCCCUCCAUCUAGGUGCAGGUUGUAUAUAUGUAAAAAACAACAACAACAAACCAUAUACCAUAAAGACAUCACAGUCUUUGUUGUGCCUAAUUUCUGAAGGAGACACAAAACUUGGGUUGGGAUCAGCGGUGUGGAAGCACGAUUGUAAAGAAAGCAGCGUUGUCAUUGUGGUACAGCAGCCAGGAUGGGCCAGGUUUCCGUGUGGGCUGUAAGCAUCACUGCGCUGAUCUUUCUGCAGUCUGUUUCUACCUCUAAGCUGGUUUGCUAUUUCACCAGCUGGUCCCAGUACCGGGAAACUUCAGGGCGUUUUGUCGCUGAUCAGAUUGAUCCAAAUCUCUGCACCCACAUCAUUUAUGCUUUCGCCAAAAUAAGUGGCAACCAGCUCGAGCCCGGUGAAUGGAAUGAUGCCACUACAUAUGGGACUCUCAAUCAGCUUAAAAGAAAUCGCAACUUGAAGACCCUUCUCUCUGUUGGUGGAGCUCUCAUGGGACCUGAACCCUUUAGAAGAAUAACUGCAUCUCCUGCCACACGCUCAGAAUUUGCGAUGUCUGUGUUGCAGUUGCUUCGGACAAAUAACUUUGAUGGCUUUGAUCUUGCUUGGCCCUUAGCAGAACUGUCUGAUAAAAGCCGUUUGACUAGCCUGGUUAAGGAUCUGUCUGUAGCAUUUCGGAGGCGGGGUCAGAAAAGACUCUUACUGAGUGUUGCAAUACCCGCUGGAAGGGAAGCCAUUGACAAAGGUUAUGAUAUUCAGACGAUCUCAGAAUAUGUUGAUUUCAUUAACUUCAUGACCUUUGAUUUUCACGGCGCCUGGGAAAGUUUCACAGGCCAUUUAAGCCCUCUUCAGAAGAGCACAGCUGACAGUGGAUCUGCAUCCUACUACAAUGUUGACUACGCUGUGAAGUAUCUACGCAGCAUAGGUGCCCCAGCUGAGAAGAUCAUCAUGGGAAUCCCCACUUAUGGCCGGUCUUAUACCCUUUCUACCAAGCUGACUGGAGUUGAAGCCCCAGUAUCUGGUGCUGGGACACUUGGUCCUUUCACAAAAGAAGCGGGGAUACUGGCCUAUUAUGAGAUCUGCAACUUUAAUAAAGGUGCCACCACAGCAGUGAUUCCAGGGGGGAAUGCUCCCUAUUCCUUCAAGGGAAAUCAGUGGGUAGGAUACGACAAUGUGGACAGCAUUAAAACUAAGGUCAACUAUCUGAAGCAAAAGAAGCUGGGAGGUGCCAUGGUAUGGGCCAUGGAUCUGGAUGACUUCAGUGGUUCUUUCUGUGGCCAAGGAGCAUACCCACUCCUCCAGACUCUGAAGAGAGAACUUGGCUCCACAGGCCUGGCACCAAACCCCAAACCUCCAGUUCCUGCUGAACCUCCAAGACCUGAUGCGCCACAACCUGAUGCACCUACAGCAGACACCUUUUGCCUUGACAAGGAGGAUGGGAUCCAUGCUGAUUUGCAAGAUGCCACAAAGUAUUAUAUGUGCACCCACAAAAAGACUUUCAGCUUGCCUUGCCCAACAGGACUAACUUUUGACAACCAGUGCAAAUGUUGCAGUCAUCCUCAAUAAAGGGCUUCUAAUAUCGGCAAACCCCAAAGAUGACAUUCCGUUGUCUUCAGAGCUAAGUACUUCAGAGCUAAGUGCUUUGCUGUCCCUGUAAAACUGCCUAUACUUCCAAUAUGUUCAUCUGCAUAUUUCUCCAAGUCUUUAACAAAUAGGGUUAUAGUAUCUGCCUCUACUUUGCACCAAAGAACAACGCACCAGCCAGCAAGAUAUGAGCACUUCAUAAUAGUUUGCUUAUACAAUAUGUAGCCACUUGCUCCCUAUUUCUAAUAAUUUUAGCAAAAGAAAAUAAACUCA